This is a messenger RNA of Myxocyprinus asiaticus (Chinese sucker), 2210 nucleotides long. RefSeq names its product homeobox protein Hox-A11a-like. Gene Ontology annotation, molecular function: RNA polymerase II cis-regulatory region sequence-specific DNA binding; DNA-binding transcription factor activity, RNA polymerase II-specific. Bases 504 to 1343 code for a protein of 279 amino acids. The record is from RefSeq and is a predicted model, not a curated record. NCBI's taxonomy places the organism in Eukaryota, Metazoa, Chordata, Actinopteri, Cypriniformes, Catostomidae. Gene Ontology annotation, biological process: regulation of transcription by RNA polymerase II; anatomical structure development. The transcript is spliced from 2 exons. Gene Ontology annotation, cellular component: nucleus.
UCACUGAACAAUUAUGAUGGCUCAUGUUCCAGUUUGCUUAGAGAAAUCCUGCAUGUAACUAUAGAGGUAAACUAUGGCUGACAUGGACUUCUUUGACGGGCAACAGUAAUUUUUUGGUAAUCUUCACAAACUAGUAGCUAUUGGCAAAUUGUAUGUACAGAUUUAUUGGAAGUUCGAAAUUUACUUAAGUUGGAACCUCUUUGCACAGCUUACUAUCCCAGUUAACAUUAGACAGUAGUCACUGAUAACUUUCUCUUCAAUAUCAAUUUCACUUCAACAAAAAGAAAAAAUGAAAGCAUAUGUCAAUUUUUUUUUUAAUAUAUCACGUGACCUUAGCCUCCGCUGGAAUGAAUAGAGACGGAUUUCCACGUCAUCUUACGUCUCAAAAUUUCUUCCUCUCGGAUAGCCCUACAACGCGUGUAAGAGACACACGCUCAUGAGAGCUAUGUUGUGGGCGUUGCGUAUGGGUCUCGCGAGCCCAAGCUAGAAGCUGCACAGUUUUAAUGAUGGAUUUUGACGAGAGGGUUUCCGUUGGCUCAAACAUGUAUCUGCCCAGCUGCACGUAUUACGUUCCAGGGGCUGAUUUCUCCACGUUGCCCUCUUUCCUAUCCCAAAAUCCAUCUUCUCGUCCCGUUUCCUAUUCGUACUCAUCUAACCUGCCUCAGGUACAGCAUGUGAGGGAGGUUACAUUCCGAGACUAUGCUAUUGACGCGUCCGGUAAAUGGCCUCACCGGGGUCCACUGGCUCAGUGUUAUUCAUCGGAGGAUAUAGUACACAGGGAUUGUUUACCAGCGCCGACGAGUGUUGGUGAAAUGUUCCCCAAGAACAGCUCAUCAGCCUAUUUUCACUCUGCAUCGAACUCGACCUCCGCAUCCAGCUUCUACGGCGGUGUUGGAAGAAACGGGGUGCUGCCUCAAGCAUUUGAUCAGUUUUUUGACACGUAUUGGGGCUCGGAUUGUACAGUGAGCAGCGAAUAUGCAGCGAGAGAUAAACAGCACUCCAGCAAGUACCCAACGCCAGCGCCCGCACCCGAGCAGGAGUCUGAAGGAAAGGAGCGGCAGGAGACCAGUACCCCUGAAUUUUCUUCCGGCAACAACGAGGAAAAGACUAGCGGAGGACCCAGGGUUCGCAAGAAGAGAUGCCCGUAUACUAAAUUUCAAAUUCGAGAGCUUGAGAGGGAGUUCUUCUUUAGCGUGUACAUCAACAAAGAGAAACGACUUCAGCUCUCACGGAUGCUUAACCUCACCGAUCGCCAAGUGAAAAUUUGGUUCCAGAACCGGCGCAUGAAGGAAAAGAAACUCAAUCGGGACCGAUUACAAUACUAUACGAACCCUCUGCUCUAGGACAAGGAAAUAACUUAUACAACAGUUGCAAUAAUGAUAUCAACAAUGAGACGUUACAGAUUCUCAGCGGUUAAUUUCAAGGCACCAUUCACCUUUACUUGAAUACAAUUACAGAGAUCAUAGUGCAUCAUCAGUUUCCAUCAUUUAAGUAUGGGUUGUUCUGUGCCCAUAUAUACAGUAUAUAUAAACGUGAUUUUCUAUACCAUUUAUUGCGAACAGAAAUUUUGUUUUUUUGAAAGUACUUUUCUGCUUGCAUUUGUGGUGGACUAUACGCGCAAAGACUGCUUGCAACUGUCUGAAAUAUUUGGGUCUAAUCAAGGCUUGGCUUUUUUUAGCUACUCACUAAGUGUGUAGAGGAAUGUAUGGUGUGUUGUACAGUUGGGCCUAAUGACUUUGGUGUGACCAAACAGAAGAAAAACUGCAAGAAUGUUAGCGUUACUGCUCCCAGCUCAUAAGUAUUUAUUGAUUUGCAACCAGAUGAAAUGUGCUCCGUUGUUAUAGUAAAGGUGUUAUGUUACACUUUCUGCUAGUGUUCUAACACUCGGUUGUCUCUAAGAAAUGAAAGCGACUUAUUACGUGCCAGUGUGAACUGAUAAUAUUUUAGUCAUCUAAAGUUACCCCUCAAUGCAAACUGUGAACACAGAAAUGCAACAGACGCCAACUCAACAAAGACUGAUCGAACGUAGAAAAUGCGAACCCUCCGAAUCUCACCCGAAAGUCAUAAACAGCGUUUCUGGACUCGCAUUAUCCAAGAAGUGGCCUCCUGCAGGCUCAUUAUAAGACAUUAAAGCAUUUUCACUCAAAAAUGAAAUAUGUUUCAUGCUGAACCUAUGUGUAGCCUACAUGUGGUACUCUGUAGCCUACUGA